Molecule: messenger RNA, 2496 nt
Organism: Erythranthe guttata (spotted monkey flower)
Lineage: Eukaryota; Viridiplantae; Streptophyta; Magnoliopsida; Lamiales; Phrymaceae
Product: Tetratricopeptide repeat (TPR)-like superfamily protein
Biological process (GO): RNA modification
Molecular function (GO): RNA binding; protein binding; zinc ion binding
Source: RefSeq, a predicted model, not a curated record
UGUGUUUGGCUACGGUGGAGAGCACUGUUGUUACUGUGGUCGUCAAUUUUAACUAAUACUAGUAGAGAAGGAAUUAUACACUGCGACGCGGGUCUCGGGCCAAUUUAUUUGGGUUCGGGCCUGCGCAAAAACUAUGGCAGCCAUUCUUUAGACUGGUACCAGAUUCAAUUGGUGCUUGUUUAUUUAAGAAAAAUAAGCACUACAGAGCUAAAAAAUCACGUUAAUCUAAUCGAUGAAACCCAUUAGAACUCCGACCAAAUUUCCCCACCAUGUUUUAACUGCCGCUCAAAACUUCGAGGCUUCAAUCACUCAGAUACUAGACAAGAGCCCAGAUAUCAAGACCCUUAAGAAACUCCAUUCCAGGAUUAUUACUGAUCGAAAUUUGUACUCGAACACGUCCCUUGCUAUCAAGUUAAUGCGGGCUUAUGCUGCGCGGGGCAAACCAAAUGUCACCCGCAAGGUGUUCGACGAAAUUCCCGAAAGAAAUAAUGUUAUUUGCAAUGUCAUGAUCAGAAGUUAUGUGAAUAACCAUUUCCACAAAGAUGCAAUUUUGAUGUACAAGAGCAUGCUAGCCUCUGGCGUCGCACCGGAUCAUUACACGUUGCCUUGUAUUCUGAAAGCCUGCUCAGCCUCGGAGGAUUUGAGGUUUGGGCUGCAAAUACAUUGUCCUGCAGUGAAGAAGGGUCUCGAUUUGAACCUGUUUACUGGUAAUAGUCUCGUGUCAAUGUACGGGAAAUGUGGGAAAUUGGUGGAUGCAAGAAAGGUUUUUGAUGAAAUGCCGUAUAAGGACAUCGUCUCUUGGAAUUCGUUGGUGGCGGUUUAUUCCCAGAAUGGAUGCUUCGAUGAAGCACUUGAGGCGUGUAAAGAAAUGGACUCGUUAGGUGUGAAACCCGAUCCAGGCACAAUGGCUAGUCUCUCCCCUGCUGUGACUAACACGAGUGCAGAAAAUGUCGCGUUCGUGAAGAAAAUCUUCUUGGAUAUGGCUAAAGAGGAAUUAGUGGCAUGGAAUGUAAUGAUAGCCAUGUACUCGAAUAACUCCAUGUCUAGUGAAGCAGUUGGCCUUUAUUCACAAAUGGAAUCCCGGGGUAUAAAACCGGAUGCAAUUACUAUAGCUAGUGUUCUUCCAUCUUGCGGUGAUCUUUCUGCUGUAUCACUAGGCAAGCGUAUUCACGAAUACAUUGAGAUGAAGGGGCUAAAGCCUAAUUUGUCAUUAGAGAAUGCGUUAAUUGACAUGUACGCCAAAUGUGGAUGUUUGAAAGAAGCGAGGGAAGUAUUUGACGAUAUGCAAAUCAAGGAUGUCAUUUCGUGGACUUCGAUGAUGUCAGCCUAUGGUCGGUGUGGGAAAGGCGAGCAAGCCAUUGAAUUAUUCUCCAAAAUGCUAGAGUUAGGUCUGGUCCCAGAUUCAAUAGCUUUUGUUUCGAUUCUUUCGGCUUGCAGCCAUGCAGGGUUAUUACCAGAAGGAUGGAAUUAUUACAAAUUGAUGACCGAAGAGUAUAAAAUAGCUCCCAGAUUAGAACAUUCUGCUUGCAUGGUGGAUCUAUUUGGGCGGGCGGGUAGAGUGGAUGAGGCCUAUGCUCAUAUUAAGCAGAUGCCAUUAGAGCCGAAUGAUAGGGUGUGGGGAGCUCUACUGAGCGCUUGCCAUGUCUAUAAUAACAUGGAUAUUGGCGUUUUAGCCGCCGAUCGUCUUUUCCAAUUGGCACCUGAAAAAUCGGGUUAUUAUGUUUUAUUAUCGAAUAUUUAUGCAAAGGCUGGGAGAUGGAAAGAUGUAACAUUGAUUCGCUCGAUCAUGAAAGAGCGAGGAAUCAAGAAAAUUCCUGGCAUUAGCAAUGUUGAGCUUCGUGGUCAAGUCCACACGUUUCUUGCUGGUGAUAGAUCACACCCACAGUGUGAGGAGAUUUAUCGAGAGUUGGAUGUGUUAAUAGGGAAAAUGAAAGAAAUUGGUUAUGUUCCGAAAACUGAUACUGCACUACAUGAUGUGGAGGAUGAAGAGAAGGAGAAUCAUCUUGUGGUACACAGUGAAAAGUUGGCUAUUGUGUUUGCCACUAUCAAUAGUGGGCCAGGGGUGCCGAUUAGGGUUACUAAAAAUCUCCGUGUGUGUGAGGAUUGCCACAUUGCUAUCAAGUUCAUUUCUAAGAUAACCGAGCGUGAAAUUAUAGUGAGGGAUACAAAUCGAUAUCACCAUUUUGAAAAUGGGAUUUGCUCGUGUGGUGAUUAUUGGUGAUUUAUAUAAGAAAAAUGAUGUCAAUGGGUCCCACCUGCAGUUCUCCGAAUAUAUAGCACAAUAUGCUGCUUGAUGAUUUGCUUCGAAAAAACCUGGACUCCAGGAAGAGAGUACAGCAGAGAUUGGCAUUGUACCAGGGGGCUCAUUUACGAGGAGUUCGCCAAUAUCUGUGGUUUCUUACAGCAGAAGCCUCAAUAUCUUUCCCGCCAUCCGAACUCGAGUACUUAAGGAACUGCGGCGCAGUGUUGGCAUCUGAGCUGCCAGAUCUCUUAUGA